This is a messenger RNA of Humulus lupulus (European hop), 1113 nucleotides long. RefSeq lists its product as uncharacterized. NCBI's taxonomy places the organism in Eukaryota, Viridiplantae, Streptophyta, Magnoliopsida, Rosales, Cannabaceae. The coding region runs from base 1 to 1113 and encodes 370 amino acids. The record is from RefSeq and is a predicted model, not a curated record. The transcript is spliced from 2 exons.
AUGUGUAAGAAGGAUAAAGUUGAGAGGCUAAAAACUAGUUUGGGCUUUGCUGGGAUGGUUGUUGUUGAGGCCCAGGGCCACAAGGGUGGAAUUGCUUUUCUUUGGAGGUAUGCCGAGGAAGCCCAACUCAUGAACUUUAGCACCUCUCACAUUGACCUAGUCAUUGAAUCACGUGGCAGCCCCAAGUACCGCCUCACUGGUCUAUACGAGCUUCAUGGGUACCCUUAUACGUGGGAGAGAGGUAGAAACAGCUCAAAUCUCAUAGAAAUACGACUUGACCGAGCCCUUGCUAAUUCUAGUUGGAUUCAUUCCUUUCCAGAAGCCAUACUCAGCAACCAUGAAAUUUCUACCUCUGAUCAUUGUCCCAUUAUAUUGUCCCCGAUCCCCAAUACCAGAUUUUCCAUUGUAAGGCGUUUUAAGUUUGAGAAUGCUUGGUUGCGUGAGCCCAUGUGUCGUCAAAUUGUUGAAGAGGUUUGGCAAGCUAAUCGGCAUCAUCCUAUACAGAAGAAACUUGCCAUUUGCGCCGAAGUAUUGGGUCCUUGGGGUCAAGAUAUCACAGGGAGUUUUAGAAGAAGGCUGGACCAAUGUAAUCGUACCUUGAAGCUUCUGAAGCCUCUCCAUGAUAGCCACUCUACAAAGAAAUUCCAAGAGGCCUCUUCAUCAUUGUUUGAGAUUCUUACACAGCAGGAAGUAUUUUGGAAACAGAGAUCCAAACAGUUGUGGCUGCGCGAAGGGGACCUAAACUCCAAGUAUUUUCAUGCAUCGGCCAGAACCCGUAGGCGUGCCAAUCAUAUUGAGAGUCUCCGGAAUGAUACAGGUGAGAUGGUGGAUUGGAGGUCUGGCCUUGAGCAUCUCAUGGUGGAGUAUUUUCAGACUCUGUUCAAGUCUUCGGUUGAUGAGUGGAACGAAGUUGUAUCUCGUGUUGUGCCGACCAUAACCCCAAGUCAGAAUGCAAUGCUGCUGGCUCCAAUAGAGGAUGAUGAGGUUAAAUCGGCAUUGUUCCAUAUGCACCCAGACAAAUCCCCUGGGCCGGAUGGGAUGAGUCCUGGCUUCUAUCAAAUGUUUUGGCCUAUUGUUGGGCAAGAUGUUAUUCAUGAGAUGAAGAAGUUCUAG